UAAUUAUUUACUAUUUUUGUGAAAAAUAUUUUAAAAUAUAUUUAAAUUGUUGAAGAAUAAUAAUAAAACAAUUAAUACUAGCACUAGCCGAUUUGUAUAAGAAAGGCUGAAGUGCAAUAAAGUGAAGGGAAGUGAGUAAAAUAAUUCUAGAAGUUUUUGUGAGGCGGUCAUGUUCAGCAGACACUCACCCUUGAAACGUAAACACAAUGAAUAUCAUGAUCCAGACUAUCCUCAGCAGGAGCAACAAUCUGAUGAGGAUGAUGGCACACCGGGCUGUAGCACACAUUUCACAUAUAAGCGAAGAAAACCUGGUGACGAGAUUAAUACGGAAAAAGAGUCUCAGAGUGAAAAUUAUUUGCAUAAAGUGAGACAGGUCAUAGAAAGAGAAUUUCAGAAAGAGAUUGUAAUGAAACAACAACAGUUGGAAGAAAUUGAUGAAAGGCUUGAAAAUGCUAAACACCUGUUGGAUAGGUUGCGUUAUGGUAUAGUGUCUGAAUAUUAUAAGAAACAAGAAAUACCCUUAACCGCGGCUGAUGCUUCCACCUUAAGAGGAACGAAUAGUUUAUUUGAUCGUGAAGACAGGGGACCACAAAUGCCACUGCAUCCUUCCAUAAAGAAGUUAAUAGGCAAAAGGCCCAAAGAUCUCAGUGAAGUUAUAAGAUCCUGUCCGAAAAGAACAGCAGCACAAAAUGCUGUGCAAACUAUACGCGCAAAAUCUCAACUACAAAAACGAGAAGAAAGGAAACUCAAGCAAAUUAUACGAGAACAAGGCAUAGUUAUCGAUCACUCAAAACAAAAUGCCACAGAAAAUGAUGUGAGUUCCUUAUUAACUGCAGCUGCACAAAAUAGUUUAGUUAGUAGUCAAAAUUUAACAGCUACCACUGUAAAACAGGAGAAGAAGGGCAAGCAAAUAGCUAACACACCUUCAGGAAAAUCGUUAAAUGCUGCUCGAUUAAAUAACAAGAUUAAACACUUGAUAGUUGUGGGAAAUACUUCAAAAUAUAUCGGCAAUGAGGUGGAGAGGGAUAUAAAGUCGCAAGCACAAAAUUUAACUCACAAAUGGUUGGUAUAUGUACAAUCGAAAGAGUCUAAACAACCUUUAGACCGUUUUAUAAAGAAAGUGCGCUUUCAUUUGCAUCACUCUUAUCGUCCCAAUGAUGUUGUCGAUAUAGAAACACCUCCUUACCAAGUGUCACGUCGUGGUUGGGGUGAAUUUCCCAUACGAGUGCAAUUAUUUUUUCAUCCAGAAUUUCAUCAAAAACCCGUACAACUCAUUCACAAUAUAGUACUGGAUCAAACAUUGUCUGGCAUACAAACUUUAGGUGCUGAAACAUUACUGGAAAUAUGGUUAAGGGAGCUAAAGUCCGCGAACUCAUUAGACAAAGAAGUAAAAGCUGAAGUUGAAAUUAUGAAAAAACCAGAAAUACCCACAAAACUUAAAACAAAUUUAAUGACACGCUCUGAGGAAUUAAUGGACGACAACUUAUUGGAUUUCCUUAAUAAAAUUGAGUCUUCUCCCUGUUCCAUAAGUGCUGAUAUAGAGAAAAUACAACCCACAGUUAUGGUAACUGAACAUCUAGGGGUUAAACUUAAAACACCCAGUCCGGAAAAAUGUAAAGUGUUCCCAGCAGUACAACCAAAAUCCCCCAUUAAAAUGCCUCCACUUCUAGAAAUAUCGAAAAAUCCCGAAAAAUCCUUGGCAAUUACCCCGACCUUAAGCAAUACAACGGUAGAAGUGCCUAAAAUUCCAGAAAAAUCUUUAGCUCUUACCUCUAUCACAACAAGCAAUAUCACUACAGUCUCUGCGCCAACACCAAUAACAUCAGUAGCUGUUACUGCAGAAUUUAAAACUCCACCCCUGUUUACCAAUGGUUCUUUAACCACAAAACCUAUGACGACCUUUGUUAGAAUACCCACCAGCUCAACACAAGUUAGAUUUAUCAAUUCUGCAUCGGUUGUUGCAAAUAAUAUACCGCCACUCAGACCUUUAACACCUUCACCAUUACCCUCAACCACACCUGCUCAGACUUUGACCUCAACAAUAACCCAAAAAUCUAUGAUUCUAAAUAAAGAUGGUAAAAUUCGAAUGCCUUCCGCCUCGGUGGCUUCAGCCGUGCGUAGAACUAUUUUACCUAUUGUUAAUAGUACACAAGCAAAUAUUCCAUAUAAAACGUCACAAUUUCCAAAUGCAAAUAAAAACCAAAUAGUUUCUGUAUCCUCAUCAUCAACUUUAACGUCUUCAGCGCCGAAACAAAUUCUACAAAAGAAACUAGUGCAAUUAGUCGACUCAACGGGUAAAGUUAAAUAUAUUCAAAUGUUGGUGGCAGCCAGCUCGGCUUCAUCUAGUAUGCAUAAUUUAAGUACAUCAUCAUCGGUUGCACCGAAACUUAUAACAAUGGCACCUAGUUUAGUGAAAAAUAACACAGUCACAAACACAACACAAAUAAGAAACACCAUCACCACACCAUUGCUAAAGUCACCAAAUGGAGCACAUCUGAUGCCGGCCAUGACAAUGAAACCAAAUAUAUUUAAAAUUGUACCUGAAAGUAUGCAAACAAAACCACAAAUUCUAACAUUUAGUACGACAACAGUUGGCGCAACAAAUACAAAUACUGUCACCACGGCACACAAUCAACAAGUUCAACAUUCAAUUACAUCAACCACACGGACGAUAGGACAAAUAACAACACCAGCAAUGAAGACAACAUUAAGGACCAAUAAUGUUGCAUUGCCAGUAGCAAAUAAAUUACAAAAACCAAAUGGUAAUAACUCAUCAACGAACCCCACCAAAAAUUUGGUAUUCCAAAAAGAAGGCAAAUUGUAUAUAAUCGAUCCACAGCAAAUGAAAUACAAACAGCAACAAAAGAAACAAGUUUCACUACUAAAGCCUCAAAUUAGUUUGCUGAAACAGCAGCAUCAACAAAAACUUAUCACACCGCCACCACCGCCAACCACAGUAGUCAAUUUCCCAACUGAUGCUAAACCUACAACUACAACACAAUUAUCGCAUAGCAAUAAUAAUGUGCCACAUGUACAUUUUGGCCUGAAACAGCAGCGCAUUAAUUCUAUUAAUGCUCUACAGCUCAUGCAAAUGAAACGUGUGCUCUUUGAGAAACAAUUUCUGCGGCAAGAAUUUGCAAAUGUACGUUCAGCUGUUGAAUUUUUGUUAAGAAGAUUAAAGCUAGUAGUCUCCAAAGAUUCUUUAGUAGCUGUCUUUCCUUUUGUCUGCCAUACUCUGCAAGAAUUUCACUCUCUUACGGCCUUUAAGCAGAGAGCCUGUGAGUGGUUAAGAGCCAAAAACGUUUCUCGAAUGUUACGUAAUCAUAAGGACUUGCAGCGCCUUAAUAACACGUCUAAGGAAACUUUUUGGACUACUAAAGAAAUUGCCACAUUUGCCCGGCAAUAUGCCUACACACCACCCAUUAAAUCGUUGCCCCGGCCGGGCGAGCAACAACAAACGGAAGAAAACGGCACAAAAGAUUUUAUGGAUCUGGUUAAGAAUGAAUUGAAACAAGAACACAAUCUGCAAUAUGAUACUCUAACAGAUCAUCACAAAGUUCGUAAAUGGGUAGACAAAGUAUGGCAUACUCUGGAGGAUUACGAAUACAAUGAAGAUCAACAUCAAAUUAUUGAUAUUGAUGGCAUACAAGAAGAGGAACCUAAGCAAAAUAGGAAAAUCUAUAAUACAGCCAAUAACGCCUCUUCUCAAUUAUUCAAUUCUUCAUCUAUGGAUACUUAUUUAACACCUCCACCACAUUUAGAAAAUCAGUGUCAAUUAGUUACGGAUAUUUGUAAAGAUUUAAACGUAAAACUAAACCACGAAGAAUUGGACACAAAACUCUACCAUCCCUCAACACAAACGGUUUUAGCACAAUGCCUGCAUUUGUUUAUCGAAAAACUAUUGCGCCAAUCUAUAGCCGUGAAACAAGAGAAAGCGGCGACUCCAGCCGUCACAGAAACCAUUUGUACUCUUAUGCCUCAAGAUUUUGCAAAAGUCAUAGCCACUAAUAGCGAAUUUGAUUUUCUUACUAAUAAUAAUUUUGGUUCUGCCACGUUGGCGGAAUGUUUAGAAUCCUCCAUAAAACAGGAGAAAUCUUGAUUGUUUUUAAUUGCUUUUAAGUUUCAACAUUUUUGCAUUCUUUUGUAAAACUAUUUUCCAUUUUAUUGUAUCUUUAAUUUCCUAUUUAAAGUCUCAUCUUCGAAAAUUAUGUACUCAGAAAAAUCAAGAAAUUUUGUUAAAACUGACUUCUAAAACUUGUUUUUUUUUUUAAUAUUUGUAUGAUAUAGUUAAUAGUGAAAUUAGUCGUUAGCUAAAUAAAAACUUAUUUUAUUUUAAAUAUUAUAAUUAAGGUUUCUAAGCUGUAGAUAAUAAAUAAUUUUAAUCUAAUUUAACCCUAAUGAUAUAAAAUAAAUUAAUAAAGUUGAAAUUAAAA
Messenger RNA from Calliphora vicina (urban bluebottle blowfly), 4433 nucleotides. RefSeq names its product YEATS domain containing 2 homolog D12 (gene D12). Gene Ontology annotation, cellular component: NuA4 histone acetyltransferase complex; ATAC complex. The transcript is spliced from 2 exons. Bases 170 to 4099 code for a protein of 1309 amino acids. Gene Ontology annotation, biological process: chromatin remodeling; regulation of transcription by RNA polymerase II. Lineage: Eukaryota; Metazoa; Arthropoda; Insecta; Diptera; Calliphoridae. The record is from RefSeq and is a predicted model, not a curated record. Gene Ontology annotation, molecular function: histone binding.